This is a messenger RNA of Caenorhabditis sp. 36 PRJEB53466, 1624 nucleotides long. NCBI's taxonomy places the organism in Eukaryota, Metazoa, Nematoda, Chromadorea, Rhabditida, Rhabditidae. The record is from the annotation of a GenBank genome assembly.
AUGCGUAAUGCCGGAGAAAUACUGAUUUAUCCUACUAUUUCAAUGAUGAAACAGCAUUCUUCCAACAGUGCGCAUUUCAAGUUUUAGCGCACAGAAGAGGCUUGGAGAGUGCGCUCCUUGCCUGCUCCGAGACUUUAGAUGCGUGCCGUCGGAAGACUACUGAUUCAGUUCUCUUGAUUUUUUGAGAAUGAAUUCAUUGUGAUCUAAACUAACAAGAAGACACAAAAAUCACGCACUAGGAGUCAUAUUUCGAAAAAAAGGCUGUUUUGACAGUGACCCCUCGGCAUUUUCAGCGAGUUUCAAUCACAAUCAACUCAUUUCCAAAAAAUUAGGAAAAACGAAUCAGUAUUCUGCGAACAGAACGCAUCAGAAGUUUUUGGCGCACGGAAAAAGGCUUGGGGAGCGUGCAGCCGGCUGGCGAAAUAAGCAGCCGACAGUUCACGGGACGGGAGCCGAACUCUCUUUAUAUCCACUGCGCCCCCCAUUUUUCUCUGGCUUUUCAAUCCAAUUUUCGCCAUACCCAACCAGAAAUCUCUAACCGAAGAGACGCAGACACAUCGGCGUUUAGGAGCGUCUCGUGCGUCGCCGAGUGUAUGCGGAGUGUACAAACACGCUCCAGCCCGAGCCGUCCAUUGAAAUUCCGCUUUUUCAGCGAUUUUAUCGACUUACAGACAGAAUUUCACGGAUUUCAAGGUAGAAAUGAAAAAUUUGGCCGUUUUUGAGUGUGUUGGUGUUAAAUUCAUCGCCAAUUUUCGGUGUUUUCAAUGGGAAAAUCUGUCUUGAAAAAAUAUCGAUUUUUUGUGAUUUUUCCAGGUUUUCCGGUGAAGAUUCUUUGUUUUCACGCUGUUCCCGUGUUUUUACCCUAUAAAUACGUUCGGAAGUCGUACAAUCGUUGUAGUUUUACUCGUUUUUCGCUUGUUGCUCCAGAUUUUCUAACAUUUUCCUUGCAGAAUGUCUCUCUCACUCUUGACGCCUCGUCUGGUCACCAAAAAUGCGGUCUGCCGCAUUCUUGUCGUCAGAAACUCUUCUUCCCGCCUGACCCUCAAUGUAAGACACGUUUUUUGCAGAAAUUAUUUGAAAAAAUUGAAAUUUCUGCAGCACGAGCAAUCGAUCAAGAUCAACGCGCCAGGAUUCUUCAAGUACCAGCGUGAUGUGUCUCGCGACAAGCGCUACGUCAACCCAGCCAAGCCAGGAGACACUCCGGCCAGGUAAAAUCUAAAAAUUCCGGAAAAAAUUAAACAAAAUCGUUUUUGUCGCCUGUCUUCUAUAAACAUUGGAAUUUCAGAUUCAUGUUCCGCAAGAUCGGACACGCCUACGAGAUCUACCCGCUUUUCAUUCUUCUCGGAGUUUGGGCCGUCUUGUUCGGAUAUACCGUGUGGUAUUCGUUCGAGAAGGGAGAGGUGUGGCUCGAUAGAAGUAAGUUUCUUCCCUGAAUUCCUAGAAAAAUCUGAAAAUUGCAGGCCACACGGUCGCUCCAUGGGACUGGGAGAGAAUCCGCAACAACUACUGGAAGAAGCCGACUCUCGUGUUCGACCCGACCGGAAGAACCCACCAGAGACUUGAGAUCCUCGAGACCCUCCAGGACGAGAUGGUCGCCGCCGCCAAGGAGAGAGGAACCCGAUAA